This is a messenger RNA of Linum trigynum, 582 nucleotides long. NCBI's taxonomy places the organism in Eukaryota, Viridiplantae, Streptophyta, Magnoliopsida, Malpighiales, Linaceae. The record is from the annotation of a GenBank genome assembly.
AUGGGUCAAGCCUUUCGGAAGCUCUUUGAUUCUUUCUUCGGCAACACCGAGAUGCGGGUUGUGAUGCUGGGACUGGAUGCAGCUGGUAAAACAACUAUACUUUACAAGCUACACAUUGGAGAAGUUCUAUCUACGGUCCCUACAAUAGGUUUCAACGUGGAGAAAGUACAAUAUAAGAAUGUGGUGUUCACUGUUUGGGAUGUUGGAGGCCAGGAAAAAUUACGACCACUUUGGAGGCAUUAUUUCAAUAAUACUGAUGGCUUGAUUUAUGUGGUUGAUUCCUUGGACAGAGAGAGGAUUGUCAAAGCAAAGGAAGAGUUUCAGGCCAUAAUCAAAGAUCCGUUUAUGCUUAACAGUGUCAUCUUGGUGUUUGCCAACAAACAGGAUAUGAAAGGUGCAAUGACUCCAGCGGAAGUAGGCCAAGGGUUGGGCCUAUUCGAACUCAAAAACAGAAAAUGGCACAUACAAGGGACGUGUGCGCUAAAGGGAGAUGGGUUAUACGAGGGCCUGGACUGGGUUGCUAGUACUCUGAAAGAGAUGAGAGCUGCUGGAUACUCUUCAGUUGGACCCUCAGCAUUCUGA